CAGCCAUGGGUAAAGGCUCAAAGGAGAAACAAUCGGAGAAUUCCAAAGAAGUAAAAAAGGAUUACAGCACGGCAAUUUUGGAGAGGAAGAAAUCGCCGAACCGGCUGAUUAUAGACGAAGCAACCACCACCAACGAUGACAAUUCCAUCGUUGCUAUGCACCCGACCACCAUGGAGAAGCUCCAGAUUUUCCGUGGAGACACCGUUCUGAUGAAGGGAAAGAAAAAGAAAGACACUGUUUGUAUAGCCCACGUCGACGAAACUUGUGAUCCGGCCAAAAUCAGGGUGAACAAAGUCGUCAGGACCAAUCUCAGGGUUCGGCUUGGAGACGUUGUUUCAGUCCACAAUUUUCCUGAUGUCCGGUAUGGAAAACGGGUUCACGUCCUUCCGAUCGGAGACACCGUAGAAGGGCUGAUUGGAAACCUUUUCGAUGCUUAUUUGAAACCGUAUUUCUUGGAGUCAUACCGUCCUGUUAGAAAGGGUGACAAUUUUCUGGUCAGGGGAGGGAUGACAAGCGUUGAAUUCAAGGUCGUUGACACGGAGCCUUCUGAGUAUUGUAUUGUUACCCCUGAGACGGAGAUCUUCUUCGACGGAGAACCAGUUCGGAGGGAAGACGAGGACAGUUUGGACGAGGUUGGUUAUGAUGAUAUUGGAGGAGUACGAAAGCAGAUGGCUCAAAUUCGGGAACUGGUUGAGUUGCCAUUGAGACAUCCUCAGCUUUUUAAAGCUAUUGGAGUGAAGCCUCCAAAAGGGAUUCUUCUUUAUGGUCCUCCAGGGACCGGGAAGACGCUGAUAGCCCGAGCUGUGGCUAAUGAGACCGGUGCUUUCUUUUUCUGUAUCAAUGGACCUGAGAUUAUGUCCAAGAUGUCUGGAGAAAGUGAAAGCAAUCUGAGGAAAGCUUUUGAGGAAGCUGAAAAGAAUGCACCUUCCAUCAUAUUUAUCGACGAAAUCGAUUCCAUUGCACCUAACCGGGAAAAGACACACGGGGAAAUCGAGAGGAGAAUAGUCUCCCAACUUUUGACACUUAUGGAUGGACUCAAGUCCCGUGCUCAUGUCAUCGUAAUUGGCGCGACGAAUCGUCCCAACAGCAUUGAUCCUGCCCUCCGAAGGUUUGGAAGAUUCGACAGGGAAAUAGACAUUGGAGUCCCUGAUGAAGUUGGGCGUCUUGAGGUUCUCCAAAUCCACACGAAGAACAUGAAACUCGCCGAUGAUGUGGAUUUGGAAAGAGUAUCCAAGGACACUCAUGGUUACGUGGGUGCGGAUUUGGCAGCUUUGUGUUCUGAGGCUGCACUUCAGUGCAUUAGGGAAAAGAUGGACGUGAUCGAUUUGGAAGACGAUUCCAUUGAUGUGGAGAUUCUCAAUUCCAUGGCGGUCACCAAUGACCACUUGAAGAUAGCUCUUGGAGGAACCAACCCCUCUGCCCUGAGGGAAACAAUGACCGAAGUUCCAAAUACGAGCUGGGAAGAUAUCGGCGGCCUGGAGAGCGUCAAGAGGGAACUCCAGGAAACGGUUCAGUAUCCAGUCGAACAUCCUGAGAUGUUUGAGAAGUUUGGAAUGUCUCCUUCCAAAGGAGUCCUCUUCUACGGACCACCAGGAUGCGGUAAAACUCUGCUCGCCAAGGCGAUUGCAAAGGAGUGCCAAGCCAACUUUAUCAGUAUCAAGGGUCCUGAGUUGCUUACCAUGUGGUUUGGAGAGAGCGAGUCCAAUAUCAGGGAGCUUUUCAACAAGGCACGCCAAUCGGCUCCUUGUGUCCUGUUCUUCGACGAACUGGAUUCAAUCGCCACUCAGAGAGGAAACAGUGUGGGUGAUGCUGGAGGUGCUGCUGACCGGGUGUUGAAUCAACUCCUGACUGAGAUGGAUGGAAUGAACGCAAAGAAAACGGUUUUCGUGAUCGGCGCCACGAACAGGCCUGAUAUCAUUGAUCCCGCACUUUUGAGGCCUGGCAGGCUGGAUCAAUUAAUUUACAUCCCCCUCCCUGAUGAAGAUUCUCGGCACCAGAUCUUCAAGGCAUGCCUCAGGAAAUCCCCUGUCUCUAAGGAUGUUGACUUGAGAGCUCUAGCAAAGUUCACUGAAGGCUUCAGUGGAGCUGAUAUUACUGAGAUAUGCCAAAGGGCCAGCAAAUAUGCAAUUCGGGAGGAUAUUGAGAAAGAUAUUGAAAGACAAAAUAAGAGGAAAGAUAAUCCUGAUGAAAUGGAGGAGGAUGUGGAGGAAGUUUCUGAAAUUAAGGCUUCUCAUUUUGAGGAGUCGAUGAAAUUCGCCCGAAGGAGUGUGAGUGAUGGUGAUAUACGGAAAUAUCAGGCCUUUGCACGAACUCUUCAUCAGUCUCGAGGCUUCGGCUCCGAAUUCAAGUUCUCUCAGACGUCCACCGCCACCGGAGCUACAGAAGUAGCGGACCCUUUUGCAACUUCUGCUGGUGGAGCCGGUCAAGAUGACCUAUAUAAUUAA
Messenger RNA from Oldenlandia corymbosa var. corymbosa, 2444 nucleotides. The record is from the annotation of a GenBank genome assembly. NCBI's taxonomy places the organism in Eukaryota, Viridiplantae, Streptophyta, Magnoliopsida, Gentianales, Rubiaceae.